This is a messenger RNA of Acanthisitta chloris (rifleman), 240 nucleotides long. It is a transcript of the gene SUPT4H1, whose product is annotated as suppressor of Ty 4 homolog 1 (S. cerevisiae). Gene Ontology annotation, cellular component: nucleus; DSIF complex. Lineage: Eukaryota; Metazoa; Chordata; Aves; Passeriformes; Acanthisittidae. The record is from RefSeq and is a predicted model, not a curated record. Gene Ontology annotation, biological process: positive regulation of DNA-templated transcription, elongation; chromatin organization; regulation of transcription elongation by RNA polymerase II. Gene Ontology annotation, molecular function: zinc ion binding; RNA polymerase II complex binding. The transcript has 4 exons. The annotation marks the transcript as partial.
UACCUGCAGAUGAAGGGCAACCGCGAGAUGGUCUAUGACUGCACCAGCUCCUCCUUCGACGGCAUCAUUGCCAUGAUGAGCCCCGAGGACAGCUGGGUCUCCAAGUGGCAGCGCAUCAGUACUUUCAAGCCAGGUGUCUACGCAGUGUCCGUGACUGGUCGCCUGCCCCAAGGGAUCGUCCGAGAGCUGAAGAGCCGUGGGGUGGCCUACAAGUCCCGAGACACAGCCAUCAAAACCUAA